Molecule: messenger RNA, 11997 nt
Organism: Opisthorchis viverrini
Lineage: Eukaryota; Metazoa; Platyhelminthes; Trematoda; Opisthorchiida; Opisthorchiidae
Exons: 12
Coding region: 1-11997 (3998 amino acids)
Cellular component (GO): peroxisome
Source: RefSeq, a predicted model, not a curated record
AUGCAUUCUGAAUAUGUGCGGCUUGGUACCGUGUAUUUACUCCCACGGUCAAAACCAGUACCAUCUGAGCUGGUGUCGGAGUGGGUUGUAAACCACUACGAUUGUCCCUUUGUAUAUGAUUCGGAUAAGCGAAUAUUCUUCCCUAAUUGUUAUGAGGCCAGUGAGUAUGCGGAUUACUCGAACAUGUGUCGCCAAUCCCCCAUUCAAAUGGUAUUUGCCUCACCUUUCGCUAAUGAUGAAGACGCAUAUUACAAAUGCGAUUCGGACACACGUAUCAGGUAUAUUCAACAACGUCAAAAUUUCACUUUUGUGAUUGACGCCAGCCUAUCUUUACGAAGUUCAAACGAUAAGGGAAAGACAUUCCUCAGUGAUGCCAUUGAUACGAUGCGCGUGCUAAUGCACAACUUAGCUCCUCGUAAAUCUUUGGUGUUGCCUGGAUCGGGACACCUGUUAUCAAACACAGAGGCCAUUGUUACCAUCAUUUCCGUGCUUCCCGGCUCCCAUUGUUGCACUCUGGUUUCAGGUUGGCGUGUUUGUUUUGAUGAUGUGGAUUCCAAACUUUCUCGUAUGGUUAGAGCUAUUCUGAAAGUUGCCGAAGACCUAACUAAAAAACAGGUCCGUGAACCACACUGCGCUUAUAAUACUUGUAACUCACUAGUUGAUUUGCUUAAACACGGCAUCCUUGCUUCGUCACUAUUUGCUGAUGAUUACGGGACCUCGUCCGUUGUUCUUUUCACUGACGGUGCCUUCUCAGUGAACAAUUUUGAAGUCCUUGACAGAUCUUUGACCCAUUUGAGAUCGGAACGGGUUCGCUGCUGUUUUGUCCUACUAAAUGCGCCUCAGUUCUUCUCCUCAGUAGACCCAGAGGAAGGCGCAGCGUUUGACUUCGUAAUGCGCCUGGGAUCCUGUGUUCCUCAGGUAGACUUGUGCACCUUUUUGGCUCAGUCUACGGAUGGUUUUGUUUUGAAUGCCUCGACAGAAGUGCUGCCGUUCUCUGGCGAUGUGAUGAGUACAAAGUGGAAUAAUUUAUCAGAGGUGCUUUGGACCAUUCCCGUGACUCGGACACGAUCAGAUGACAAGUUGCCGGGUGAUCUUCGCUGGGAACCUGUAGGAAUGUUACAACUGCAGAAGAAAGUCAUACAUGUACCUGUAUCCGCUGUACUUGCAGCCAGACUGCGCGAUGGGUACAGGCUGUGUAAGGUUUGUUCGGUCUCCAACCGGAAUGAUAACUGUAGCGAAGUGACGGAACCCCCUGCCAAACGCGAACCUACAUGCUCUCUGGAACUCAUUCAAAUUGAGCUUGAAAUGCCUUGGAAAGUUGGGAUUAGCUUUCAUGUGAUUGUAUGUGGUCUUUGGCACGAGUUCAAUGACAAGGGCGAACACGACAAUUUACAGAAGUUAUCCCCCCUCCAACUUCACAAUCAAUAUGCGGAACCGGCCGAAAAAGAUGUUAUCUGUUCGGGACUAGCUGCACAGACGGAAGAAAGUCAAACUUCACUUGAUUGGAUACGUAAUCGCUCCCAGUGCCAUGUGACGUUUUUCCUGCGUGCCAACUAUUCCCUUCUUCAGCAAGCAACGGUGCGACCAAGAAAAUCAGGACAACAACCUACCCGUGCUACUCUUUUUAGCCGAUUCAUCACCUACCACCGCCAGCUGUCAGUUACUGAUAAGCAACUGGAGCACGUUUUAAGAUUUUUCUCCAGCUGUCACCUUGCUGUCGUACCGGAGGAUUUCCGCUCGGCUAGGUCUGCUGCUUUCAGCUUACUGGUUGAUGCCAGUGGUAAGCACAUGGUGGUCGAGAAUGAUCAACAUCAUGAAGGUGAUAGUAAAUCUGCACAGAGUCCUACUGUUUCGGAAUUUUUGCACUACUGGCGCAUGUUCAUUGAACUCGAUCUACUCGAAUGUUACCGCUGGAUGAAUGUGCACAGUAUCUAUGGCAUACUGGAAUACGAUUCACAGCUUCCGACUAAUCUUCAUCUCCCUUCCGAUAGCAACCGAUACACAGUCUCUAUCACAUGUCGCCAGUCGUUGGACCUCUUAUACGAAUCACUUACCGAUUGGUGCAGUUUUGUCUUGCUCGAGAAUAACACGUACGUCAAAUUUUUGUGUUUUGAUCCUCUUACUCACUUUGUCAGUUGCGAACCACCACCCAUAAAGACAGAUUCUUCAACCCCAGAUACUCAAGAUCUUUCAAGUGGAGCUGCCCAAAUCACAAACUCUCUGGAGGAGCGACAUUGUUUUUGCAUUGUUCGGGUUGAGGUCAGACCACCGGAGUUUCGAGUUAGACUUGGAUUUAUAAUUGGCACUCCUGUUCGACUACAAUCCGAAGUGAUUCAACAGCUUACUCAGCAGAUCAAAGCUAUUCACUUCCCACAACGAGGUCGGCAAGCAAUACCGAAGUCGAGACACAAGUCAGGUGCUUUACUGAUUCCAACCGAAGCUACGCACGUACCUCCGCUCCAACGAUCUUGGGAAGAAACAUCUUGUUGCCACUUAUUCCACACUCGUUUAGAUCGAUUAGUCUUGAAUAGAGGUUUACUGACGAAUACCUCAAUUGUGGGACCAAACGUCGGACUGAAGCGGAAAGGGUUCUUAGGCAAGAGGAAUGUUACCCGCAAGACUAACGUCUCCACGCGAAAGACUUUGACGCAACGAAGACUGAUGACUAACCCGUUGGUAAACGCUUUUGCUCGUCCCAAUUUAGAGUUUAACCUUCUCAAGCAUCACCUUCAUCACGAAAGCCAAGUGUGGGUCAUUCAGCCAGUCGCUUUGGCAGUCGAAGGCUUGCGAACAUUAUUUUCUAGUUUAAUAAAUUUACGUUUGCAGGAGGGGUUUCACCUUGCACGUGUUGGGCCACAGCCCGGAUUUGUAUGUCUGCUUGCAGAAGUUGAGAUGCAGUCUGGGAAUUCUCUCGGUUUACAGUCAUGCUUGGUCCAAUACCUACUGUAUCCCUUCGUGGAUGUCCGUUCAAAUGAAGCUGUCGAAUCGUCGGGCUCGUUUCAAACUUCUAGUGUCAGUCCAAUCAGAGACACCAUAGCACAUAUCAUUCAAAGGGAAGUAGAACUUUGCAAGCGUCCUAUACACAUGGAAGGCAAUGUAACCUCAAUAUUCGACGUGGUGUUUUAUGAGUCAUUUGGUCUCACAUCUCCGUUUAAACUUAUUCAAGUCGUGGCAGAAGUUUGGAUUCAGCCAAUUGAAGGCCAUAUCGUUGAUCCGCCGCAAGAAGUCGUGCACUGGACUGGUGCUCGAUUCGACCAAGUGGCGCCACGGAUCUUUGAAGUCGACGAACGGUGUCUCACAAACUACGUAACUCUGGAACGUUUGUUUACCUUGGUAAAAUCACCAAUGAAAAGCCCAAUCCAACUACCAGUAUUCUGUCUAUCGUCUUCAGUUUCGGUUCCAGAUCUACUUGGUUGUUUGAAGUCUGAUGUCCAAAUUUGCUGGGCUCAGUCGGACAUAAUUAGACUUACCUCCACCUCACCUCAAGUUACAUUGCUUCAUUCCCUGAUAAGCGAGUCUGAUCCUCUUGUACGUAAACAUCAGUCUGAAGAAACCUCGUGCUAUACUGAUUUGGAUCAGCAGGAUGAUGACCAGCUCUUCACCUCCUUAUGUUGUGCCAUACUGCGAGAUAGAUCGUUUAUCGAAAUUAAUCUAUCAGCAAAGGAAUGCGAAGGUUACACUAUUCACCUCAUGCACCGCAUGGGGUUGUCUCCUAAUCUAGAGCCUAACGCCUAUCCCAAGUGGCGUUGUUUUGUUGCGCUUGGUUCACUUACGUGUCAUCACUCCGACCUGCGGUUUACCUCAGAAGAUCCCAACUCUAAAGCUGUGAUCACCGUACUGUUCGUACCGGCAUCUACUGGUGACUGUCGACAUCCACUAUUAGAAUUAGUUGUCAAGUUUCAGUUAGAGCUUUUGAAUUCCCGUCGAAGUGCAGGCAGUUGUUUUCCUGUUUUCGUAUAUGCAUGUAGCCGACCAUAUCUUUCCUUCCUCAUAGAUGAUCGCUGGACGUACAAGGUUCCACCCGACUCUGUUUUUGAGGUUUUAGACUAUCACAAUGACACUGCUGUUGAACUAAUAAUUUCAACGGACGACGGUUCUGUAUUGUGCCCGACAAUUCCUGCAAAUCCUCCUGAUGCCUUCCUUGGUGCCGGUUGCCAGAACCCGCGUUUGACUUCUGAAUUGAGUAUUUUGUGGCGUGCACUACAUUGUGCUACUGACCAUGUUUCGAAAUCCCACCUGGACGCGUUUGUGUCAACCGUUUAUCGUUGUUUAGUCUUGCAACUUCCUGUGGCACCCGUGGAUAUUCAGUCUGUUUUGAGUUUUUUACAGCGGACUGCACGUGUCAAGCCGAUCUCUUUGAACGUAACCUCGUUCCUCUAUUGCUGUUGCACUCAUUUUUUCGAAUUGAUACUAGAAAAACACACUACCAGACAAGAAGUAAUUUCGGACUUUUCAACUCUGUUGAGUGGAGAUCAGUACGGUCUUCUUGAACCAAACACACAUGGGUUGUACCUUUCUGUCCACAAGUCAAGAACUGAACAGCCCUGUACCCAUAGUAAGUGCGAUCCCAUUGUCCAGUUAUUUGAACGAUUUACUCAUCAACUACCGGGACAUCCUGGUGUAUUCAUAAUGAAGAAUAGAUGUCGAGAUAUUGGACCAAACCGUAUAUCCACUCCUGCCCCUUCUGGUCCUUGUUUUGGAAACUCGACAAAGCCUAGACCUACCUGGAGUGUCGUUUCCGACUUCCCAACUACCGGCGAAAUACCUUUGAAUUCUGAAGAAAGCGACACGAGUGAAAGUCUUUCCAGUAUGAGUGAAGCACAAGAGAAGGUAACAGGAUGUGUAACUAAGCGAAUUUCCACACGAUUCGCAUCGGAUUUUCUACUUGAAAACGUUUUGAAAUGGUUCUCCUGUGAACUACAGGAUGACGAAGAUAUGACGCUUUUCGUCCAGCUUCGAGCAGUAUUGACUUACGGAAGAGGUUCGGUCGAGCUUUACUUGCACGACGGCUUGCCACUGUUUUGCAUGAACCGGUUUGUCGCUUCCUUAGAAAAGCUUGUACUAAGUGAACAUGGAACCCGAGCACCUUCAACUUCGGUUGAGUCAGCUGAUUGGUUUGAAUUCAAUGCUUCCUUACUUCAGCUGCGACUGGAAGUCACGCCGAUAAUUUGGUUACCACAAAUACCCGAUAAUUUGUCGGCACAUGACAUGGUAUUCGAUGACACUUCAACGAGCCAAACGCUGUGUCCUACCGAGCCUGCAGCAUGUGAGCGGGUCGACAAAUCACUGUCCACUUCAUAUUUUCAUUGUACAACGCUGUCAGCUGACCAAGUAUCAGAGGUGCUUGCGCACUGGACAAAGCGAUCUGAAUUAGCCUUGUUCAAUCCUUCACAGGUAGCAACACUUUGUCGGUUCAUUUUUCGUGUGUCUUGGGAAAUGAAGGACGCAAUUGUUUGUGCCCUCCGCUCCCUGAUUCCGGUCUCCGAAUCAGCAGUUCAUGUGGUUCUUCGCCACAUUGAAGAUACACAAAAACUGAUCAUCACUCCUUUAUUUGACUACUACAGAAAUGGACGAAAUGACUCCCAUUCAGUUACUACUGAUCUUGCUCAUUUUACGGAGGGCAAAUCAGUAUCAACAGUCCACAAUGUAGUUCACGGUGAUGAUUCGUCACCUCCAACGCGUCUUCCGAAAAUUACAAUGCAUCCUGCGGAGACAAUCAUCUUUAAUCGCGUCCGUUUAGACUUCGUAACUUACAGCUCCGAAGUUUUUGACCUCUUUCUCCGUCGAUUUGAGGCUCAGUCUUUUCUCAGCACCAAGGCUUGUUUGGAAUAUUUGAAUGGAGCCUAUUUCCUCAGAUUAGUUAACACAAGUUCAGAAACUUCGGCUGUAACCACAGUUGUUGAUCAGACACUAUCUGAAGGCAGAUACGGCCAUAAUGCCCAUUCUACAGUUUCAGAAUUUUCAGAUAGCUCCGAGUUUCCUUCUGCCUCAGGGGAAAACGCGGCGACUUUUCCCGCUCAUCAAGUGACUCUCCUAAAGCGUACAACAGCGUCGCUUGUUGCGGAAACUACCAACUUUCAGUCGCCGCAUAAAGGUCAACGGUAUUUUUCAGGAAAUAUACCGGAAAAGAAUGAUAGUUCACAAGCUGCUUCUCGGUUGUGCUUAAAAUCGUGUGGACGCAAUUCGUCCUCUUCGACACUUUCAACUAGUCAUGGCUAUGAAGGAGGCUCUAGCGAUGUAGAGUCCAUACCUACUGAAGAGCGCUUUGAACAAUCUCUCUGUCAUCCCCUUAAAAGUGAAUUUGGUGGUAGUGCUGUGCCUAAUUCCUUGUCGGUCCACACCAUCGUCUCGUCCCAGACCAACGAGCACCUUGUUCCCUAUAGAUUGCCUCCCUAUUGGAUGCUUUUUCGUGUGUCCACUAACUCGGUUUCCGUAUUUUUUCAUCAUACGGACUCUCAUUACAAACACGACUACUGUGGUUCAGUUCAUCGUCAUGGCUCUCAUCAACAAGCUCAAGCAUCAACGGGCAGUACGCUUUGCUGCACAGAGAACCGGCUCUUGUCGCCGACAUCUUGUCAAUACUGCAUCACCUUUCAUUUGAUUGUCAGAAGCAUUCGUGGCGUCCUUCGGUGGGUAAAUCAGAAAAUGCUUCUGGAGAAACUCAGAACAGAACGCAUUUGUGAUGUACUUUUAGUCCCUGAUGCUACCUCUUCGGAACCCCCGCAAACCAAUGGUUCGCUUGUUUUACGGCCACACAAAGGAACGAACAGACUAUUAUCCACCAAGUGUAGGAAUGGCAACUUGUUAUACUCCGGAUCAAGACACGUUCCAGGAGCUGUUCACUCUGCAGCCUCUACUAUAGUGGACCAUCAACGCGUUAAAACUUCAUUCGAAGAAGUUGCACCAAGGACCACGGUCGCGGGUGAUGCUUUACGUUCGUCUAUCCAAGUGCACCAUGUGAAGACAAACCGGUGGACAUCAAUUUCGAGUGCCUUAUAUGGUUCUCCAUCUUUUUGGUAUCCCGGAUAUUUUGCCUGUCCUGUUCAAAUAACUGACCGUAUUCGCUUACACCCUCGUGUGUUUUCUGCCACCAGCAUUCCACAACCUGGUCUGCCAACUGAAAAGGGGAAACGGAUUGUGGCCGCCUUGAGGAAAAGGUUGGAAAAACCAGCGAUCUACAAUCAACCUGAUAUGUUUUUCCUGAUUGAUUUUGGCUCACGGUCAUCGCCUGUGGGCUCAAGAGCUCAAGGCUUUUUUAAAUCAACUCCGGACUCUGUUGACUUGGAUGGCGAUCCAGUUUUUUACAUGCAACUAACGGUUGAGCAGCUAGAAUCCCAGAGUACCGUACCCCCUCGUCUGGAAAAGUCGGCGAUCUUGAAAAAUCAAUCCUGCGAAUUAGCGUCAUCAUUCUUGUCUUUACAUGAGCCAGAAAGUACCCACUCGUCUUCAGGGCCAAAACGGCAUAGAAUUUUGUCCGAAAAGGCGGAACUCGAUCAUUUUCUGCAAUAUACCUUACGUGGAAUUGAUAAACCAAGUCGCCAUCUGUGCAGGUCUGUUCGCGAGAUGUUACAAACUCGUUUAGAUGCACUUGUUCUGGAACAUUUUUCAGAUAGCUUGUCUCGAAACGCUGUCAAUCGGUUGUCGUCAGCCGACCUCAGCUUCUUGGUCAGUCGCCGACCACAAACACCUAAGUGUCACUGUUACGUUGCCCUACCAAAGUUUUUCCUUUCUGCCUCCGAGUUACCAUACUUGUCUUACGCUCCACCAAAACUGAUUCUGGCAUUUUGUCAUUACUUGAAACAGAAUUUAUCACUGUUUUUGCAUGCAAUCAAACUGGAUCAAGAUACCUCGUUUGGCGCUUCCGAAAUUCUGGAGCUGUUCCUCUACAACCGCCCCCGAGCGCAUGGAGUUGCAAAACCUGGCGUAGCUACAUUGGUUUUUCAACUUCUUGUGGGAUCUGAUGGCUGUGAUGGUUCUGCACAAACUCAACAUCUGACACCGCACACCAUCACGGAUUGGACUUUACCAAGUGAAUCAACGCCAUUAACCUCUUCAGCCGAGGGCACCCCAUGCCUGCCAUCAUUUGAUGAGUUACACUCCCACAUAAGGGACUAUUUCGAGAUCGCUGAGUGCGAUCUGUCAAAUAUUUUGCUGUCAAACCAACUUGUCCUGUCUAUACAAAUUUGGGAAAGGGGUGAUGCAGACAUCGAAAAUUUGAAAUACCGUGUCAAAUCGGCUGUAUUGCAUGCCUUGUACGACCUAAUGACAGAAUUUUUCGUUCUUACGACCCCCAUCAAAUUUCCACAUCAUCUCUCCGGGCCAUUUACCUCAAGAACUCCACUUACCAAUGAAGUCACCGCAGACACUGAAAGCCCACGUAGGGCUGGAACGGGUUUAUUGCAGUGGCUGAAUCCUUGCAUUCCUUCCUUGCUUCUGCCAUGGUUAAAUCACGGACAAGAGUUGGAGUCGCCGCUUGUGAUCAAGGUAUCCUUAAAGUUGUUGUCUGUUUCGUUGCUUCAUCAGCUACUGUACGAUUUUUUGCGGCCCUUCAACAACCUGAACACCUCAGAAGAUUUCAGUUCCUCCGGCAGAUUGAUAACUACCCCCAUUCAACACGGACCAACGGGACUGAACUCAGGAAACAUGAAGAUAGCAUCUCUUUGUUUGGGUGGUGUGACGUUCCUUAUUUAUAGGCAAGAUCACCAGGAUAAGAUGGUCUUUGAGCUAACUGGAUGGGAUAAACUACAAACUGCUUGUCAAACGGCUUGUCCAGGAUAUACGACAAACUACUUGAUCGUCGGUCGCAAUUUUCCCGCCUGGCGACAGUUAAUUCGACGAGGAAACAGAAAACCAAGUGGAAUCACGCCAACGGAACCAACCAGUACAUCCGUUAUGGACACGGUUGGUACCGAUUCAAAGAUACUAUCGCCCAAACCUCAAACUACCCUUACUGAGCGGUUGAGAACAGACCCUUCUCAAGAAUUGGAUGUGCUGUUGCGAAUGCAGCCGUUGCGUGUGACAUUUAAUAUCCCCGUACCGACAAAUAACUCAGAGGAACAGCCGUAUACCAAUGAAUGUCAAACUGGUGCAUCAUCAGCCUCUCACCUUAUCAAAGGAACCGUGGCUUCCACGCAACAUUCCUCUGAGGUGUUAAACUUGGUAACUCCAGGUGGUAGCAAGCUUCCUGCAUUUUGCCCCAUCGAGUUCCUUCACUCACCCUCAAUAGCAUCAGUUGCACCCUGCCCAUCGUCAAGGACAUCCGCUACAUCGGAACACUCCGUGGACAGGAAUUCUAAGCGCGACGCGAAUGCAUCACUUAUGUCCACUGCAUCUGCACCGAAUUCUACAGCAUCCGACAAAUCACAGCGGGUGACUGUCCUGGCUCCUAGGCAGACAUUUUGCCUGAUUUCAAUCGAAGGCAAGCAGAUCACUUUGUUCACUUACAACUGGUCCAAAGAGGAAUCAGAAGGUCUAAUACAGCGACUUACCGUUCUGGUUGACUGGCACAACAGCCGUCACAAGCUGUUAUCAACCGUAUCAAUGCAAAAACUGGGAUUGUUCCACCAUAUAGAUACAUCUUUCGCUCAUCCGGUAGCCACCUUGGUGCACAGCACCUGUCCGCCGGAAUUAUCCGAUGGUCAAACAACGGGCACCAUCGACAAACAGCAAACUCAGCAGCAGCUAGCCACCAAUUUAAAUCCUGUCAGCAGCCUAGGUGGGCCCAGUUUUAACGCUGGACCCACCGGCAGUCAUUCUAGACAGUAUUCUUCUCGACGACGCCACCCAACUACAGGGGUGGACUCCACUACUCCACAGUCAACGGUAACAGCAACUUCCGUAUCUGGUUGCUCCAAAAUGCUGGAUCCCAAGACAAAUGGAUUUUCGCGCUUGUUUCAAGAUUGCAACUUUAUUCCUCCGCUCGAUACAUCAGGUCCAUUGGACUUGGUCUACCGGCAUGGCCGCCAGGCUUUAACGGUUAUGGAUUUGGAUAGACGGCGUGCUCAAAAAUUAGACCUCGUCAGCUUACCGUUCCGGGCAUGGCAAGAGCGACGGAUACGCCGGAAAGCAGUAGGCUGCUGUACGGACAAGCCUGGUUCUCCGAUAUUCGAAAGGCAAGAACACUCUGCUGUUUCCCGGAGAGAAGUAGUUACAGACUCAUGCGCUGAAGCUGCACUGGACAGCGAGCCACUGCAAAAACGUCUGAAACGGUUUUCUGCAAUCCGCUUGGCUUGUCGCCACUUGCAUACGAUUUGCACACCCAUUCUUUUCUGCCCUAGUCUUCGCGCGCAGGUUGAGACAUCUGCCUCGAAGCCGAAUGUGAAGACGAGCCUGACGUCGCCUUCAAGCGCUUUGUGUGCGAAACGGUUGCGUGAUCUAGUAGCUCCCGUGUUUGGUCCAGCCACCGUUCGACGUAUACCCAGUGUUACUAGGGGCCCAAACCGAACUACUGGCAUCCGCUCAUCAUCCCGGACGAGCAAUCAAGGUUCGCCUGGUACGACUCGUUUGCCACAGUCCUCGGCAUCUCCGUGGCUUAACUGGUCACGAAGUGUACUUGUGGAUACCCUGGAGGAGUUGACUCAAAGUCGUUCCGGUGAGGACUUCUCUCCGACUGGCACAGCUCAUCGCACGACCGGUCAAACUCACGAAUGGGUUCGACAAACUGCCUUCAGUUUCCUGAGGAACUACGCAUACUAUAUUGAGAAUGGCGUGGGAUUCCGGCCGAUUCAGACGAAAGACAAGAGUACAGGAGCGCCGAAAAACGUGGGUCCGGGGGCCUAUGUGUUACUUCACCGAGUCAUUCAUCUGGCUGGUGUGCACAUAAUGGAAGUUUUCAUCCGUCGCUCCCAUCUUUAUGUGCGCUUGGGCACGAUCGAACUCGGUCGUUUUAGUCGCUAUGCAUCACGCGCUCUCAUCAGUGGCCCGUUGAGCGCUGAGGUGAUCACACAGGCCGCAGCCUCGGCUGCUAUCACAGCUGCAUCCGUGCGGAGGAAUGUCGCUGCUUCCAUCGUUCCUGUAUCCGGGACUUCGGGUCGUGAUUUGGAAGUAUCGUCUACAAGCUAUUUUCCAAACCAUUGUAUAAACGGUUUUUCAUGGGAUGAAUCCAGCCGACUGUGUGACUACACACAUAUCCAUUCGUUUUCGUAUGACUAUUAUCUCCGUGUCAUGCAGGAGUAUUUGGCUACUCGUUCGUCGUCCCGUCAGCCGUCUAUCGGCGUUGUACGCAAAGUGCCUCUUGUGAGACACGCACGUUCUACUCCAGGUGACUCACUUGGCAUCCUGGAUUAUCCGAUAGCAGACUUCCUCGCGGACUUAAACUUUUUGGUUCCACGUCCCCCAGUCUUCGCCCGGAAUUGCUUGCGAUCGAUCAAGUUAAGUCACUCUGUUGGUGCUUUUCUCCGCCCCGAGCAAGUAUUUCAUCAUCUGAUUGAGGACCACUCCAAAUACGACCUUCACAUUGUUCGCAUGACUCGAACGGGUCGGGACUCAUUCUACCAGCCAGACAAACCAUCGUUCACGUUUGGCAUUUAUGAACAGCAUCUAUCCGAACCAAGUCGCGUGAUCCCAUCACACUCAAUUCCGCCUCCUCGGCAGGGCAGUUUUUCUCUUUCCCCUUCAACAGUCUACCCCCAUGCGGACAUCGCAGCAGUUGGAUCCAACAGGGCCUCAAAUACUCCCCUCGGUGCCGUUUCUCCCAACUAUUCUCUAACCGCCAUUCUGGUAGCUGAUGAUAAGGCAAUGGAAGGUUCUCCACAAAAAGAGUCUUCCGGGCAACUGAUCCAUCUUACACUCCAUUUGUUCGCAACGGAUCCAAGUAAUCGUUUUCCUAAAUCCCGUCUUGUCAGUGCACAGGAUGUUCCGCACAUUAUUUUUUUCUGUAUUCUUCUGCCCCAUUGGCAUUUGUUCGGACGUUCUUGUCGAGCACUUAAAGUUCACUCUGUUGCUUUGAUGCUUCGUCCUUUUGUUCUUCUGUGUUCCACAAUUGAACCAUCCCUCUGA